GUCAAAAUAAUAUGUAUUUAGCUAAAUUUUAAGAAUGGCGCCGCUGCUGAGUCAGCCACGAUUUGAGUUUGGAGUACAUCGAAUUCUGAAUCCAUUUUUUAAGGCAUCAAUAUGCCAUUUCCAUCAAAGUGCCUUCCGUUGUGGCUGGGGAGUAUCCUGUGACUUAGAUGAGUUGGAGUCGGGCCACUGUUCUGGUACAAUGUCUGAUGUAAAGAAGGACAUCAAUCAACGUAUUGGCUUGGAGCCGGGCUACCAUUCAAUACCCAAGUGUCGGGCAAGUCUGCUCAAAUAUCAACCGGAACAGAAUGAUUUGCCCAAGCGGAGUCUAAUGGACUCGUUCACUACGGCCGUAUUGCCAUUGACCUUGAUUCCGGUGCAGGAGUCUUAUGUCAAUCAUUUGGGACAAGUGCGUAUGGGUCGCCUGAUGGAGGACCUGGACUUGUUUGCCGUGUGGAUCUGUCAUCGUCACGUGAAUUUGCCAAAAUUGCCCAAGGGCAUCCCACUGCCUUAUGUCUUUGUUACGCUCCUGGUGGACAGCGUGGACUUUGAAAAUGAAAGAGGACUCACCGCCCAUGAGGAUAUGGAUUUUUGUGGUCAUGUCUCCUGGACCGGUAGAAGUUCCAUGGAGAUAACCAUGUAUAUUCGACAACAAUCGAUCAUCUUUGCCAAGGCCAUAUUUAUGAUGGUGGCACGCAAUGCAACCAACACGGGACCAGCACCAGUCAACGCCCUCCAGCCGGCCAACGAGAAGGAGCAACGCUGCUACGAGAAUUCCAUCGAAAGGCACAAGCGACGCAUGGCAAAACAAUCGAAAUCUGUGCUGAAUGUGAGACCAACCAAAGACGACGAGAAGCUCAUGUAUGAGAUCUUCAAACGGACAAAGGGCACUGACAUCAGCAUCAGGGAUGCCAGCGAGUUGCCGCCACCCAAUUGUCGAUGGAUGAGCGACUCCUUUCAGACGACCAUACUGCACGCAUUCCCGGACAAUCGCAACUCGCAUAAUCAUAUUUUCGGUGGAUUCGUCAUGCGUCAGGCUGUGGAAAUUAGUUUCAUCGCUGCCUGUAUUUAUGCUGGCGGUCGUCCAUUAUUGACUGGCAUAAUGGACGUGGCAUUCUAUGGCCCGUUGAAGGUGAACUCGUUCCUAAAACUAACGGCCUAUAUCGUAUAUACACAUAAAGAGUAUAUUCAAUUGUUGACAAUUGUCCAAGGCUUUGAUGGGACCAACAUGGAAAAGACGACAACAAACAUGCUGCAUAUGACCUACAAGGCGAAGGUGCCCGUUAAGGAGGUGCUGCCCGCCACCUAUCAGGAGACCCUGUGGCACAUCAAUGGACGCAACAAAUUUCGGGCCAUUCAGUUAUUGAAAAUCAAACGAAGAAAGAUCAACAAUAAUAACUUAAGCAAGCAAAAAUAAUUUGAAAAUUUUUACCUGGACUUGCCUUGGAUAAGUUUGUUUAUAAUUUGUGACUGUUAGCUAUUUACAGAUUAGAACGGUUGCGACUUGGGAAUUAUAAUAUUUCUAUCAAAAUUACCCAUAUAUAUUAAUACACAUUUAAAUCCCUUUCGGUUUUUAAUAAAUACGCAACCAGAAAACAGAUCCCAGUAUGGAUAUUAAUAAUUGAACUAUAUUUGAUUCAUUCAGCGAGAUAUUUUGUGUGCAGAAUUUGCAG
Messenger RNA from Drosophila grimshawi, 1670 nucleotides. Its product is annotated as acyl-coenzyme A thioesterase 9, mitochondrial. The transcript has 2 exons. Gene Ontology annotation, molecular function: fatty acyl-CoA hydrolase activity. Gene Ontology annotation, biological process: acyl-CoA metabolic process. The record is from RefSeq and is a predicted model, not a curated record. Gene Ontology annotation, cellular component: mitochondrion. The coding region runs from base 35 to 1414 and encodes 459 amino acids. Lineage: Eukaryota; Metazoa; Arthropoda; Insecta; Diptera; Drosophilidae.